CCCGACCACCGUGACGGUAGGGUGUGUGUUACUGGGUCUCACAUGACGCCACUGACGUGCACGCCUGUGUCCAGUCCGCCUGUGUGCCGGUACGCGUAAAUGUAAAACUUACGAAAAAGAGAGAGAGAAAGCAUACACUCCACAUAACCGACUGAUAAUCAAUAAUAAAAGGGAAAGAAGGAAUUAACCAAACAGAACCAAAGAGAGAGGAAUCACCGCUUAAAAGUAAUACAGUAAAACAAACUACAGUGUAACAAUUAAACCACGCAAUGAUCAAGUGUUAGUGUCCCAUAAUUAAGUGCCAGACCGAACUCCCCCAAGUGAAGAUCAAGUGCGGCCAUAAUUGAGCCAUAGUGUUCGCAAUAAUUGACACGACAGACAGUUCAGCCGGCAUGGAGUGAGGCGGCGGCCCUGGGCAAGGAUAUAUACCUGCGUCAACACGAAUUUACCUGGCGUAGUUGAUACAGUAUGAUUGGCAGCUGAUCCUAAGCAUGGAUUGGCUGUACUUCACAACCCUCCUGGCGGCGUGGACGGCGGGGGGCAGCAGCUUGACCAGAGCCCAGGAGGUGUCGAGAACAGCGUGUCCUAGUUGGGAGGACAAUCCGUGGUGUCCGUGUUACCAUUUCGAUGAUGGGGUUUUCCUCGAGUGUCCUAUGGUAUCUCUGAAUAAAGUGUCCAGAGUCCUCGGUCUUGUUCAACGAGCAGUUAAAUCUCUCAGUAUAUAUGACUUAGACGUGAAUGUGACAACACUUCCACCAGGACUUUUUACAUCCAGCGCUGGCGUUUCCAGCCUGCAAAUAUCCCACUCCGGUCUGCAGACGAUCUCAGACGGCAGUUUUCAGGGUCUGGAAAAUACUUUGGAAAGCCUUACAAUCAUGCACAGUCAACUCACGGCUGUGCCCCAGGCAGCUCUGCAGACGCUCACAAGAUUGAGGGCACUGGACCUUGAGGCCAACAACAUAACAGAACUUCAAAGUUUUAGUUUUUUUAAGUUGAAGUUAGUAAGUCUUAACCUCAAAGGAAAUGGCAUUAAGCUGAUAUCAGAGUAUGCAUUCGAUGGACUCCAUGAAACUCUGGAAGAGUUAAAUCUUAUGAACAACAAACUUAAACAACUACCGAUUCCAGCACUAAGACGACUGAGUAAGCUCAGAACUUUAAAAGCAACCUGGAAUCGCAUAUCCGAUGUAAUAAACGAUGGAUACUCACGGCUCCCAGCACUUGAAGUACUUGAUCUCAGCAGCAACCACUUCACACAGUUGACAAGUUCCACCUUAGGCACUAUGCCCGUUCUUCUCUCACUUUCCAUGUACAUGAACGAGAUCUCGGUAUUGUCAGGAGAUGCCUUCGUUCAGAACACGAGGCUACAGACGCUUUAUCUGAGCCACAAUGAUAUCACUAAUGUGGAGCCGGAGACCUUCACUUACACCAUCUACAUCAGAGUAAUUGAUCUUGGCGACAACCAUCUCCACUCCAUCAGCAAUGGGAUGUUCAGGAACCUCCCGGAAAUCCAGGAAAUAUUCCUCAACAGCAAUAAUAUUCUGAAGAUCAAAAAUGACACUUUCACAAAUUCCACAAAGAUCACGGUGUUAUAUCUUCAGAACAACGAAAUUCACUCCAUUGAAAGUGGAGCCUUCGCUAAUUUGGAGCUCUUAUUUGACCUCCAGCUCAGUUCAAAUAAUUUGGUACAAAUUCCUGCUGGUUUGUUCACCACGACAAGAAGCUUAAGUUCAUUAAGUCUGGACAACAAUAGGCUCACGAGCCUGAACAAGGGCACAUUCGCGCACCUUGCUGAGCUUCGGGAGCUUCGCCUGCAGAACAACAGACUUACUAGAAUAGAACGUGGAGUCUUUUUACCACUGCCAAACCUUCUUGAGUUACACCUGCAGAACAACAGAAUAAAGUAUAUUGAAAAAGAAGCAUUUUCAAUGUUACAAAAUCUUCAACACUUGAAUUUAGAAGGAAAUAAAUUGACUGAACUUCCUGAUUCUCUUAGCCGUUACCCAGCAAAUUUGAUAACCUUGAAAUUAUCGAGAAAUGAGAUUAAUACUAUACAUUCUGAUGCAUUUAGGGGGCAAAAUAAACUCGAGAUUUUUUGGCUAAAUGAUAAUAAUGUUACUAACAUUACAAAAGGCAUGUUAAGUGACCUCUCAUCAUUACAGGAGCUUUACCUCGAAAACAAUCAAAUUAGGCGAAUAGAAGACAAGUCAUUUGAGACCAUGAAGAAACUCAAGCAGCUUUCGUUGUCUAACAAUGAACUACAGCACGUCAGCUCUUUGCUCUUUGAGGGGCUGACAAUGCUCGAGAGACUUAACAUGAAUGAUAAUGAGAUCAUGGACAUCGAACCACAGACCUUCCAGAAAUUGCCAAACUUGACCACUCUCGACCUCUCCAACAACCAGAUCUUCGUGAUAAGGCGUUACAUGUUUGAGGGUUCGAUACCUCUCAGGACACUCAAUCUGAAAGGGUCAAUGAUUAACGAGAUUGAUCCUGACGCCUUUGCAGAUCUCAGGUUCUUAGAGGAGCUGAACCUGAAGAAAAACAUGCUUGUCAGUCUGCAUAAACUCUAUUUUAGAACACCGAGUAUCAGGAACCUAAAUCUGGCCGAUAAUCAUUUUGAUACAGUGGCUGAGGACUCCUUGUACGAUUUGCCUAAUCUAGACACUUUAGAUCUAAGUGGCUGUAGGUUGGAGAACCUUCCGGCUCAUUUGUUGGCUGAAGCUUCUGAGCUGAGGACUCUCAAUCUGGCGAGAAACAGUUUCAGGUUUUUGACAGCAGCACUAUUCCAGAAAAUGCGUAGAUUAAGGGAGGUAGACCUUUCAUACAAUAACUUAACAAACCAGGUCAUGACUUCGCUUGAAGGGUUAAGGAAACUAGAGCUUUUAACCCUGAAUGGAAAUCCACUCUCUUCUCUGAGUGGAUCUUUGAAUGAUUUAACUGGCCUAAGGGAACUUUACCUGUCUAAAACAAAUUUGAGAUCAAUGGAUAAUACUGUUUUCUCCAAACUGAAAAACCUAAAGGAAUUAGAUCUAUCAGGCAAUCAACUCUCAGAUUUACCACCUGGUGUGUUCGCUAAUUUGAGCAUCACAAGGCUUAACCUAGCAGACAAUAUUUUCAGCCAGAUUCCAAAUGCCAUGUUCUUGGAUGGCAUGGCUUCUCUCAUGACACUUAACAUGUCUGGCAAUCCGAUGAAGCGAGUUACAGGAAUCCUGGUGGCAGGAGGACCUCCGCUCGCAGCCCUAGAGGAACUAGAGGCCUCGAGGACUAACCUCACUCUGUUAACGAGCCAUGACCUACUUCUGACACCUUCCCUGCGUUCCCUCAACCUCGGACAAGCCGCAAUAGCAAAGAUCUCUCCAGGAUGCUUCAGAAACCUCACGCAACUUACUCAUCUCAACUUGGGCUUCAACCACUUGGAAAUCCUGCCCCGCGAGAGGCUCAGGGGACUGAAGAGUCUCUCUCACCUCAACCUCACAGGAAAUAGUCUCAAGAAGUUGGAUCAGCUUCCUUCUGACUCACAUAUGUUGAAGGUGCUGGACGCAUCGGGGAACAUGCUGACAGAACUCGAGGAGUCCACCUUCAGGCACGGCAGCAGCCUGGAGCUCUUGCUUCUCCAGAACAACUGGAUCACCACCAUCCACCCUCGGGCCCUCGCUCCGCUCAAGAGCCUCCAGCACCUCGACCUCACCAACAACUACAUCGAGGAACUGAACACCGUCGCCCUCAAGCCUGUGGAGAAGAGCCUGGUCACCCUGAAGCUGGGAGGGAACCCCUGGAACUGCGGGUGCGAAGUGAGCGAACUCUGGUCGUGGCUGCAGGAUCACUUGUCCUACAUCCCGGAGCCUGAGGUCGUUAAGUGCGAACUGCCAAAGGCACUGCAGGGCCACUCCUUCCUGCUUCUGUCCUCGUCAGCGUUCUGCCCUCAGCCCCUGAUCCUGCGGCUGGCGAUCCAGGACAUUCAGAGCCAGUCGCUGCUGGUGUCGUGGCAGGCGGCCAACUCCACCUCGAUCUAUGGGUUCAAGGUGUCCUUCCAGAUCACAGCGGGGGACGGCCGCGUCCUCGGCUCCCUCAAGUCGCGCUCGCUGCCGGCCAGCCCGAGGACGUUCCAGCUGGAGGGGCUGCGGCCGGACACGAGCUACCUCAUCUGCGUGCAGGGCCUCACGACCGCUCUCCGGCCGGUGUCCAGGGCGAGGCCGCACACCCAGGAGGACGCCAGCGCGCCCGACCAUCCCCCGGAUCUAGACACGAAGUGCACGCGCGUCCGCACCCUGGAGCAGCCUCAGGCGCAGACGGUCCUGGACAAUCGGCUAGCCAUCAUCAUCGGGGUGACGCUGGGCGUGAUCAUCGUUGCGCUGGUGGUGAGCAUCAUCUGCUGUUGCAAGCUGUGCAAGAAGACCCGCGAGCCGGCCAAGCCAGAGAACCCCGGCCCUCAAGACUACCUCAGUUAUCGACAUUUCUCCAUCCCCGGCAACGAGGCCAACUCCUACGAAGGAUACACUGCCUGCUAAGCCGAGCCGCCCUCCGCGGCUGACGACGCCCUUUUGUACCUUUUUUUUGCACGUGAGAUUGCCUACAGGAAGUGGCGCGUGGCGGGUCGUUAGCGUGCAGGAAGUACCUCGCCCUCCUUGGUGUGGGGUGACGAGGAGGCGUGUCCCUCCCCUCCUCUACGCCUUUUCCCCUCAGAUAAAAGGAGAAAAAACCAACGCCCACCUCGAGGGGAGAAGGCCCAAGAUAGCCAAAGAGGUGUAGACAGUCGCUAUGGCAAAGGCGGUCGUUAAAAAUUGUUCCGAUAUACGAACUGGUAAAGGAUUUCCAGCGAGGAAAAUGAGAAAAUAAUAACCAUGGUAUACAUAGAAAGAAAAUGGAGAACUUUGCCAAAUUGUGAGAGAGGACAGAAAUAGAGUCAAGUGAAAGCAAGAGGGAUUUCGAAAAGAUGAAGUGAAGUUGUAUAAGAAGAAAGAAAAGAGAUCCAAUGAACGAACGACUCAUGAACGAAAAUUUUAUCUAGUUGUGUCAAUGGUGGUCAAACUGCCCCCACUUUUCGAAAGACAGUGAUAGAGAGACUGCUUUCUCGUCCUUUUCGAACACCAGCAAGUAGGGGAAGGGUGACUGAGGCAGCUGCGAUAGGGUGAACACGCCGAGUCCAGUGCUAGUCAUGCCUCCGUUUCAACUCACGCUUCAAAAUGUGGGAAAGACAAAUUGACAAUGCAAUAAUUUGCCACUAGAAUUUUGCUGAAAAAGUGAGAAAAGAAUCUGUGAAGAAAAUUUUGUUGUUUGUUUCCGACGUGAGGAAAAAAAAAACGGUGUGUGACUAUGAAUAUGCAUUUAUAUAGCUUAAGUGUGAGUCUAGUUCUCUCGGGCGACGACCAAAGACGCACGUGUUAUAUCUUCGACAGUCGCAAGUGUGGUGCUACAGUUUAUACUAGGUAAGGUUAAGGGCCGUCCGCGACGUUCGCUGUGGUCUUGGUGACGCGAAUUUCAGGAAAAAAAAGAAAGUAAGGAAGAGGAGGACGUGUAAUCAAUCAUAGGGUCGCGUGCGGUUCGGAUAUACAUGGAAUUCCUUUGGCAUGCGGUUGUGAAACGAGUCUUCCCGCUGUUUCAUCAUCGAGACAGGAAGAAAUGAAAACGAAAAUGAGAGAGGCAGAAGGAAAAUCCAAGAUAAUCUUCGGAAGAAGAUGAUGUGAAAUACAUAUAUGGAAAAGAUACUUUCAUUAUUAUGUGUUUUUAAUUUACUGAUAAUCAGACAAACAUACAUGGAAAUAUCGAAGCAAAAGACUGCAGUGUUGAAGUUUCAAAGAAAUAUCAGACAAAUAAAAGUAGGAAAACGCAUGGCGAAAAUGGCGGUGAAAGUAUAUUUGACCCGAUCAUUAAUUCAGCUCUUCAUUACAGCUGCCACAGGCUCUCGGAGGUCCUGAAAUAACGAUGAGCCAUUCACCGCAAAGUGGCAAGCUCGUUGUUUCAUGCCUCUCUCUCUCUCUGUUUCAUAUUUACUAUUCAUCUAUUAUUUAUGUCUGCUUCUCUAAUUCAACCUAUUUGCCUCUAAAAAUAUAUUUUGUGUCUUCAACUUUUUUCAUUAUUUUACAUUAUUACAAACAAUAUUUCUAUUAUCUAUAUCUUAUUUUUUCAAGCUGGACAAAUCAUCAACUACAUACAUGUCAGACAAGAGUUCCUUUUACAGUGUUGUACUUAUCGCAGAUAUUUUCUUUAUGUUUUCUCAAAUAACACCUUAAAAUGUAUUGCUCUCUUACAUAGCCCCAUUUUUCUCAUUUUUAACAAAGCCACGUAAUGAAGGGAAUAUGCUCUAUAAAUCGGAUACAUAUAUCAUUCAAUCUUAAACAAUCAGGUAAGUUCAAGCUUACAGUAUACCAAAUCUAUAUGAUCUAAUACAAAAACUUGUUUAAGACUUGUAUCAGACAAUCCGCAAAUUAGAACAGUUACUGUAUUUACACACGUUAUCACGACAGGACCGAAAAAGAGAUGAAAUCAAUAUAACGAAAGAUAAUAUAAUCAAGGUAUCUUUUUUCAUCUCACAAGCUGCAGGUUAUCGUAACUUUAAUUACGAAAGUUCGACGGCAGUUAAGAGAUAUUUCCCACAUGUUAUCUGACCGGCCAAAGAAAAAAAAAGAAAGGUCAGGAAAAAGUGAAAAAAAGAAAAUGAAAAAAUCUCUCACUGGCGAUUUUAAAACUUUGUGACUGGAUGUGAUUUUUUAAGUGUUUGGUUGUGGGAAAGACUGAUCAUAUUGUGUACAUAUAUUAUUUUUCAUUUUCCAAAGUGAAUGUGCUGUCUCAUUUAUUGUUCUUGAAAUUUGCUGGGUGUUAACAAAUGUACGAGUCAUAAAUUCCAAAGGAUGAUGUAUGUAAAUAUAUAUUUUUUUUCUUUCUCUCUCUGCCACAGGAAGGUAGAGUAACGUUGUGAUGAAUAAACUGUAUAUCUCCUAUCAGCUCUGGCGAUUAUGGUUGGAAAGAUAAUCAUGUAAGGCUGAUAAAAAGACAGAGAAUUGACAUUUUUUUCUCUCUCUCAACUGAAAUUCUUUCUUCGCCAGUGACCUUCUAGAUGGGUGAAGGUCAGUUUGGGUGGAUGUACUGUAUAAAUAUAACACGAAUAACAUGAGUGAUCGGACCAGCGAGGGGAAAAUCAACACGUUUCCCCUUUUUGGCUCUACAGGACAGGAAGAGUUCCUUCUUUCCCUUCUUCCUUCAGCCCUUCACUCCCCUCUCCCCCCCUCGCCCCAUCCCCCUCCCCCGUUCAUAGGCCCUCCCACUUCACGAAGCACUGGCCAUUUCAGGUGUUUGUUAGAGUAUCAUCACGUAUGUCACCUAUUGUUUAAGCUGAGAAUCCUGUGUCAUCGUGUCAUUCACAUACACAUACGAAAACGCAGAAAAACAAACAGUUGCACAGACACAAACUAACAAGCACAAACAGACACACAAAGCAUAUAACGACUGUGACAUUUCUACAUGCAGGUACACAAACGCAUACAGAAACACCUAUAUAAACUAUGAGCUUCUGCAGACACGAAGCGCGCGCGCGCGCGCCACACACACACACACACACACACACACACACACACACACACACACACACACACACACACACACACACACACACACACACACACACACACACACACACACAAAGGAUCGUUAAACAAAACCCAAACAACCGCAAUACUUGUCGCCUGCGUGUGAUUAGCCGCAACUCGCUGCCCGCUACAAUAUAUAUAUGUAUAUAUGUAUAAGAUAACGCCACUGCGCUCUACCGCAUUGUGUUCACCUGAUCAUUCGCCACCCAAAAGAGGUCAAUAAUAAGAAAAAUAAGCUUUAAAAAAUUGUCGUCAGCUUGAUGUUCAUCUUAGGGGUCUAUAAAGAAGAGAUGUGAACUAGAGAGUCCUCCACAACGCUAUUCAUAACUGCUGUUCACACUGGUGUUCAUAUCAUGGAUGUAUGGUAGACUCAGAACUUUACGUGUGUAGAGCCGGCUGUCCAACUUCGGCUGGUGCCCCCUACCCCUUACCCACUCCCGCCUCCCCUCCCCCUGUCUAUCCCCUCACUCCCAUAUCCAAUGCCCCAAUCCUUACCCCCCCCCCCCUCCCUGCUGCCAGUCCAAUCCCCAUUCACUCCUUCUCCCUCCCCAUCCCCCCUACCCUUUCUGUGGUUUCCUGUCCCCCCUGUGGCCUUCUUUGUAAAUAUGGGAAUAAUAAAAAAAAUUAUCCAAG
Molecule: messenger RNA, 8213 nt
Organism: Penaeus monodon (black tiger shrimp)
Lineage: Eukaryota; Metazoa; Arthropoda; Malacostraca; Decapoda; Penaeidae
Product: protein artichoke-like
Exons: 7
Coding region: 492-4505 (1337 amino acids)
Molecular function (GO): protein binding
Source: RefSeq, a predicted model, not a curated record